Haliaeetus leucocephalus (bald eagle) is the source of this 1681-nucleotide messenger RNA. RefSeq names its product cholinergic receptor, nicotinic, alpha 6 (neuronal) (gene CHRNA6). The record is from RefSeq and is a predicted model, not a curated record. Gene Ontology annotation, molecular function: acetylcholine-gated monoatomic cation-selective channel activity; transmembrane signaling receptor activity. The transcript is spliced from 6 exons. The coding region runs from base 179 to 1663 and encodes 494 amino acids. Gene Ontology annotation, cellular component: postsynaptic membrane; synapse; neuron projection. Gene Ontology annotation, biological process: monoatomic ion transmembrane transport; signal transduction; nervous system process. Lineage: Eukaryota; Metazoa; Chordata; Aves; Accipitriformes; Accipitridae.
GAAGCAACUCUGCAAGGUUUUGCUCUGCUGAGCAGACUGCAGAGUUUGCUGCAAACGCAAAACUGAAAUCCAUCUUUGUACCGCCUACUUACCGUCCAGGGGGCUUAUAUGUCUUCUUGCCUUCUGUUUUUUCCCCAAACCUCUCUUCUCAAAAGGAAGCUCUAUUCUGCUGCUAGCAAUGCAUUCUGAGAGGUGGCUGUGUUGGUGUUACCCUGCUUUCUGUGUGUGGGCAUUCGUGUUCACAUCCUUGAUUAAAGAUACCACAGCCUGUGAAUCAGAGGAACGUUUAUUUCACAAACUCUUCUCCCAAUACAACCAGUUCAUCAGGCCAGUGGAAAAUGUGUCUGAUCCUGUCACAGUGUAUUUUGAAGUGGCCAUUACCCAGCUUACAAAUGUGGAUGAAGUCAAUCAGAUUAUGGAGACAAAUUUGUGGCUAAGACAUAUUUGGAAUGACUACAAAUUGCGAUGGGAUCCCAGAGAAUAUGAUGGCAUUGAAUUUGUUCGGGUACCAGCAGAUAAAAUUUGGAAACCAGAUAUUGUGUUGUAUAAUAAUGCUGUGGGCGAUUUUCAAGUUGAAGGGAAGACCAAAGCCCUCCUUCACUAUGAUGGAAUGAUCACCUGGACCCCACCAGCUAUCUUUAAAAGCUCCUGUCCUAUGGAUAUUACCUUUUUCCCAUUUGAUCAUCAGAACUGUUCACUGAAAUUUGGCUCAUGGACCUAUGACAAAGCCAAAAUUGAUCUUCUGAUCAUUGGAUCCAAAGUAGAUAUGAAUGACUUUUGGGAAAACAGUGAAUGGGAAAUAGUUGAUGCUUCUGGCUACAAACAUGACAUCAAAUAUAACUGCUGUGAAGAGAUCUACACAGACAUAACAUAUUCCUUUUAUAUUCGAAGGUUGCCAAUGUUUUACACCAUAAAUCUGAUCAUUCCCUGUCUCUUCAUCUCAUUCCUGACUGUGUUAGUUUUUUACCUGCCAUCUGACUGUGGUGAGAAAGUGACUCUUUGCAUCUCUGUGCUCCUUUCUUUGACUGUAUUCUUACUGGUGAUCACAGAAACAAUCCCAUCCACUUCCUUAGUAAUUCCCCUCGUAGGUGAAUAUUUACUCUUCACUAUGAUAUUUGUGACUCUGUCAAUUGUCAUCACUGUGUUCGUCCUGAAUAUACAUUACAGGACUCCAACCACACACACAAUGCCCAAAUGGGUAAAAACCAUCUUUCUUAGCCUGCUCCCCAAAGUCCUGUUGAUGCAGAGGCCACUAGAACAGCAGAAAAAAAACAUCUCCAGAAAAAACAAGAAAGGAUCCGCCAAUAUGCCAGGCAAGUCAAAGCACAGCAAACACAAAGAUACCAAAUUACACAAUGAGCACCGAUGCAGUCACUGUGAUAAGGCAACUGAACUCACUACCACCAAAAGAAGACAACUGAGCCAUCAGUCACUGAAAUGGAUGGCAGAGCACAUGGAGUACUCCCCAGAAGUGAAGGAUGUCAUUAGCAGCGUUCAGUUCAUCGCAGAGAACAUGAGGUCUCAAAAUGAAACCAAAGAGGUGGAAGAUGAUUGGAAAUACAUAGCUAUGGUGACAGACAGAGUAUUUCUCUGGGUAUUUAUAAUCCUUUGUGUGUUUGGGACUGCAGGGCUCUUUAUCCAGCCACUAAUAGCAGAUACAUAACUUGAGCCACUCCUUUUU